AUGUUUCCAUAAUAUUCAUUGAUUGCUAGUUCCUUAGUCUUAUUUAAUUUCAGAGUUAAUUUUAGGAAUAAGGUCUUAAAAAUAGUGUCGUCUUUUAACAAAAGUAAAUGAUAUAUAUAUUCUAUUGGUUUUUCAGCUAGGGCAUUACCUAAAAUCAAGNUAAUUGAUGGAUUUGAUUGGGUUUACAGUUUAAGUUUUAAUGAGUCUUAAAAUAAAAUAAUUUCUUGUAAUGGAGACCAUAACAUAACUAUAAUUUAAUAACAAAAUAAUUAAAUAUAAUAAUGGAAAAUUGUUUAAAUAAUAAAUAUGGAUAACUUUGGAACUUAAGCAAUCUUUUUUGGUGAUGAUUCUUUUGUUAUUCACCCUUGGAUGAGCAGAACUAUGUUUGUUUAUAAAUUUAAUUAAUAAAAUGAUUAAUUUACCUUAUCAAAUACAUUUCUUAUGCAAGGAGAAGGUUAAAAUUGUUAUUCUUUUAUUUCAUAAUAUAUACAGUAUAGAUACAUUAAAUCUGAUCAAUGUUAAAAUUAAAACAAAGCAUAGAAGCAAUUGUUUAUAAAAUAAGAUAAAAAUGAACUUUGUUUGUUUCUAGUAAACAAAAACUAAGAAUUAUAAAUUUUCUAGAAGGUUAGAUUACAGGAAACGUAUAUUUGGGGAACAAUGAGUAAUGAUGGAUUAUGGCUAAUUGUAUGGGAACAAGCUUCAAAAUUACUAAAAGUGAUAUCUUGUUUUAAAUAUUGA
Molecule: messenger RNA, 738 nt
Organism: Paramecium pentaurelia
Lineage: Eukaryota; Ciliophora; Oligohymenophorea; Peniculida; Parameciidae
Source: the annotation of a GenBank genome assembly